AUGGUCACCGUGGGGGAAGACGACCACUACCCUCCAAAUACUAUCUCUCCACCUAACAAGAAUGCUUUCAGAUACAAGAAACAACAAACUGAAAAAUAUAUAUAUAUAGCUACAUACAACACACUAUCACUCAGGACCGAAGAAAGCUUGCAAGAACUUCUACAUUCUUUGCGAGAUAUAAAAUGGGACAUAAUCGGCUUAAGCGAAGUAAGAAGAUAUGGCGAAGCUAUUGAGGAACAUGAUAACUUUAUAUUAUACCAUAAAGGCGAAACACCAGGACGUCAUGGAGUAGGAUUCCUGAUAAAGAAAACACUCAAAAAUUCAAUUUCGGAAAUAAUUGGCAUAUCAGAAAGAAUAGCCAUUUUGAGCAUAGAAAUACCCCCUGGCAAAGAAGUAUGGUCUAUAGUGCAAGUAUACUCACCAACCGAACAAUCAACGAAAUCAGAAAUUGAGUCAUUCUACAUCUCCUUAAAUGAUGCCAUUAAGGACCAUGCACACAAAAACUAUAUUGUAAUGGGAGAUUUUAAUGCUCAAAUUGGACCACCAAGGAAUGGAGAGGAUAUCGUCCUGGGACCCUACAGUAGCGGCAAAAGAACAAGAAACGGACAAAAAUUAAUGGAAAUGGCAUUCGAGAAUCACAUGAAAAUACUAAACAGUCAAUUCAAAAAGAGACUAUCCAGAAAGUGGACCUGGGUAUCACCAGAUGGCAGAUACAAAAAUGAAAUUGACUACGUGCUAACAAACAGACCAAAGUCAUUUGAUGACUGCGCCACUAUCGCAAACCUAAACUUUAAUAGUAACCACAGAAUGCUUAGAGCACGCCUGAACACAUCAUCUGUCCAAAAAUCAAGUCGACCCUUCAAAGCGAAAACCACAAUACUAGGCAACAAUGCAGCAAUAGUCACCAUACAAGAGAAUCUCCGCUCGAUGUCACAAUCAUGUCUUGAGCAUUUAAACACUCAAGAGAAAUACAACAUAAUAAACGAAAUGUUAACAGCAAAACCUAAUACCAACCAAAGCGAAUCAAAGAAUAAAAGCCAAAUAUCUGAAAAAACCCACGAUCUCCUACAAAAGAGAUCAAAACUAAUUAGCACAACAAGCAAAACAAAAACUAUUAGAGAACAAAUUGGCAAACUGAGCAAAGAAAUAAAGCUACAAAUGAGAAAAGAUAGAGAACAUUCGAGACUCAACACUCUGGAAAAACAUAUUAAAAGGACUGGCGGUAUAAAGAAGGCUCUUAAAGUCCUAACAGGUAAAACCAACUGGAUACCUAACAUGAAAGACCAACACUGUAAAACAAAAACCAAAAGAACAGAAAUCCUAUCAAUAGCCACAAAUUUCUACAAAAACCUAUACUCCAGCAAGAGCCAAAUAAUCAAUACAGACUUAAACAACUACGACAAUGUACCACCCAUACUAGUAGAAGAAAUACACAAAGCAAUCAUUACACAGAAGAACGACAAAGCCCCGGGUCCCGAUGGUAUCACGAACGAACUGCUUUUAGGCUUAAUUUUAGGUCGUAUAACAAAAACUUUAGACGAGAACCAACCUCGAGAACAAGCUGGGUUUAGGGCAGGCUAUUCAACACUGGACCAUAUACAUGCUGUGAGACAAAUAUUCGAGAAGAACAAGGAAUUCAAAGUACCGUUCUAUUGUUGUUUCAUCGACUACAACAAGGCAUUUGAUUCAAUCGAACACGAGUACAUCUGGACUUGCCUCAAGAACCAAGGAGUCGAACAAAAAUGA
Spodoptera litura is the source of this 1746-nucleotide messenger RNA. RefSeq lists its product as uncharacterized. Gene Ontology annotation, molecular function: catalytic activity. Lineage: Eukaryota; Metazoa; Arthropoda; Insecta; Lepidoptera; Noctuidae. The record is from RefSeq and is a predicted model, not a curated record.